GCUUCCGGUGUGUCAUGGCGGCGGCGCCGGGGCUGAGCAAGGCCGAGUACCUGCGGCGCUACCUGGGCGGCCCCGACGCGGCGCCCGGCGGGAAGCGGCGCAAGCGGCGCAGGAAGGCGCCGGGCGGCAGCGGGCUGCGCAUCGUGGACGACGACGUGAGCUGGAGCAGCCUGGGCGCCGCCGAGGGCCCCGAGCGCGGCGAGGAGGAGGAUGACGAAGGCGACCAGCCCGUGGUGGCAGAAUUCAUCGACGAGCGCCCGGAUGAAGUGAAGCUGAUGGAGGAAUUCCGAAUGAACAGCAAGUGGAAGCUUUUAGGAGAACAGGAUGAAGAUUCCAGAAGCUCAGACCGGUCUCUGACUGUCAAGUCGUUAACGAGUUCAGAAGUGACAAAGUGGAAGAGAAAUAAAAGCUCGCCCAACCUGUCGCCGCCGCGCCAGGGCCGCCAUGGCUCACCUGACCCAUCGCUGCCGCGCUGGGGCCGCCAUGACUCGCCUGACCCAUCGCUGCCGCGCUGGGGCCGCCAUGACUCGCCUGACCCGUCACCACCGCUGCACUGGGGCCGCCACGACUCGCCUGACCCAUCGCCGCAGCCACACCGGGGCCACCAUGACGUACCUCACCUGUUGCCGCGCCGGGGCCGCCACGACUCGCCGCGCCGGGGCCGCCGCGACUCGCCCGACCCCUCGCCACCGCGCCGGGGCCGCCACGAUUCUCCCAAGAGAGUUCAUUCGGUGUCUGGUAGAAAAGGCAACAGAGUUGCAGAUGGGUCCUUGCCAGGAGGACGAUCUGUUCCGAAAACUGGCUUCCUGGAGAAGUCCUCGAGCCAGAGGCGCCAGGCUACGCCAGAUCUCUCACCUCCUCGGAAGAACCGACACAAGUCUGAGCUAGAAACAUCGCUGCCCCAGAGGAAGAGGCCUGGGUCCCCAAGUGGGCCCAAAAGGCCAAGCAGCACAAGAGGUUAUUCUCCAGGCAGUAAAAAGUCCCAGCAGGCAUCGUCUUCUAACAGGCUCCAGAGACAUGAUUCGGAUGCUUCGCCACCACGGAAGAGUGCCCAGAACUCUGAUUCAGACCUUUCCCCACCACGGAGAAAUCUCAGGCCAGGCCACUUGCAUCGUGACUCCCCUCCUGGUCUUGGUCCUUCCAAAAGGCUUCGGGACAAGUCUUCAGAUUCUGAUUUGUCUCCUCCCCGAAGGAGUCAGGCCUCUGGGAAGAAACACCGCAGUUCAAGGAGCCCUUCUGACCUCUCACCACCUCUUCGAGGACGGGACUGUAAAGGAUCUCCCCAGAGAGAGAGAAGAGAAGGCCAGAGAGCUAGUCAGAUGCUGUCCGGGGGAAAAGCUGGGUUGGUGUCGGCUGAUCUGCUGCGGCAAGAACAGCAGGAGCUCAGGAGACGGGAUAAAAGUAACAAGCACUUGGAAGAUGAAUCCCAGAAUGCAGCAACUGUCUUCCGAGACAAGUCAGGCCGCAAGAGAGACCUUGCCCAAGAGCGACUUGAGCAGCAGAAGAAAGCGGAGGAGAAGGCUAGCAAAGAUGAGCAAUAUGCCAAGUGGGGCAAAGGCCUGGCUCAGAGCAAACAGCAGCAGCAGAAUGUGGAGGAUGCAAUUAAGGAGAUGCAGAAGCCCCUAGCUCGUUAUAUUGAUGACCAGGACUUGGAUCAGAUGUUGCGGGAGCAGGAGAGAGAAGGAGACCCCAUGGCCAACUUCAUAAAAAAGAGGAAGGCAAAAGAGAGCAAGGACAAGAAAGAGAAACCCAGGUACAGUGGACCAGCACCUCCGCUUAACAGGUUUAAUAUAUGGCCUGGCUAUCGUUGGGACGGGGUGGACAGGUCCAAUGGAUUUGAGCAGAAGCGCUUUGCUAGACUAGCCAGCAAGAAGGCCAUCCAGGAGCUCGCCUACAAGUGGAGCGUUGAGGACAUGUAAAGCGAAAUGAGAUAGGGGAUGGAGCUCUUGACUUGUUUUCCAGGUGGCAACGAGACCUCUGUACACCUAGGGCCACUGCCACAGCUAUACAAGAUGGCUCAUUCUUUCCUGCUGCCCCUAGCCCUCAGUGUUGAACUGAACUGUCUUUGGGGGUUACAGCUGGUUUUCAAGGAGAGCUUACGGUGCUCCUGGAACACAACAGAAAUGGGGUUUCUCUCUCCAUUUGGGUAAAGAGAAGAAAAGGUUCCUGGGGUUCAGAGAAGAACUGCAGCUGUACCACGAGCAACCAGAAGACUUGCUGUCCCAGGAAAAUACAGCACCCAGGAACGCUUCUGCUCUCUAGGAAUGUGCUGCACCAGGUAGAGACAAUGAUUUCUGGCCUGACUCCAUCUUUUUUAACCAGUUGAUAUAAAGUCUGUAUUUAAGUCUGUUUUCAGCCAAAUACUUUUUCCCCCAGGGUUUGUUUCACAGAUCCCUGAUUCUUCUGCUGUCCCAAAUCUCAGGGCCUGUUAUGGGGAGAGGGGAGGGUUAAGAAAAACUUGUUUGUAGGCGCAGAAUUCUUUUAUGCACUAGGACUAUGAGUGAGAUGUCCAUGCAAUGCUAGCAAGUAUUUGCAGGUAGUGAUGACAGCAAGGCCUUCACCACUGGCUGACUUGCCUCUGGCAGAUGUACCUGGUAUCAGUGGUGACAAGGCCAAAAAUAGCUGCAUUUUUGAUAAGUUCAGGUGGCUUCUCUGUCUUGUAGGGAACGUUUAUAAUGCAGGCGUUUCUCCUAGUCCUCAUCUGAGCAGUGAUAGGCAGCUAAAUGUUCACCAGCAACUGCUGCUCUAGUUACAGCAGGGGGUCUCCAGGGACUGGUGGUCACUGUUUGGAGUAAGGGGUAUGGGUGGAAAAUGGUAUUGUUGUAUCUGACACAGCAAAGCCCUCCCCCCGCCCCCGUGCAGAAGCUCCCGCAGCCGGUCUAAGGCUACUUAUUAGUGAGAAGAUGCAAGUAAAUGGGGGGUUUAAAUGAUUUUAGCCCGGUGUUGUUUUCUUUUGGGAUCUGAUGGCAGGGAGCCGGGGUGUGCUUCCAGGAGAGCAUCCUUGAUUCCAUUAGACAGGCUUGGCAGUUGCUCAGCGGCCAUGUCUCAGCCCAGCCAUCUGUCAGCUGAGACCAAAAAUGUAAUUGUACCAGAGCAGACCUCUUAAACAAACCAGGCCAAGACUCUGAGCUACGGCUCGUGCAGAAACAGUUGGCCUGUUCCCUUCUGGAGAGAGAGCACCUCUGGUAAGAGAGGCCGUCAGAGUUCCUCUUUGCUUACACUGCAGAGAAAACGUGUUGAAUGCAGCCAGCUGUUUUCAUGGAAGCUGUCUGCGUGAUGGGAGCUUGGGCCUGGUGAUGUGAAUUGGGCUUUGGCCCUUCUGUGUGCUGGGCCUGGAGAAGCAGUGGGGGGAAACGGUACCACAGAUAUUUUCAUAGGAAAUGUAUGAACCUUGGGCAUCUCCCCUCUGCGAGGUGGUGCAGCCCCUUUUUUAUUUCCUGUGUUGAGCUGAUGGCUCGGAGCCUGUCUGCGGCUCAGCACAACUGUUGUUUAUUAAUAUGUUUGUGCAGUGCAGGGUUCCUUCUUCUUCUUCUUCUUUUUUUUUAAAUCCACAAGAGAAAAUGGGUGAAAAAUAGCCAAGCUGCAGGCAGCUGGAGGAAGGCUUGGACCUGAUUUUUUGUUUUUUUUUCUAGCAUCUGCCAUCACAGAGUCUGCAAUUAGUGCAGCUG
This is a messenger RNA of Gavialis gangeticus (Gharial), 3668 nucleotides long. RefSeq names its product BUD13 homolog (gene BUD13). Lineage: Eukaryota; Metazoa; Chordata; Crocodylia; Gavialidae. Gene Ontology annotation, cellular component: RES complex; U2-type spliceosomal complex. Gene Ontology annotation, molecular function: RNA binding. The transcript is spliced from 12 exons. Gene Ontology annotation, biological process: mRNA splicing, via spliceosome. The coding region runs from base 15 to 1919 and encodes 634 amino acids. The record is from RefSeq and is a predicted model, not a curated record.